AUGUUCGAGCCUAAGAUCACGGAGCAUCCGACGGACGUGACAGUCGGUCGGAAUCAACCGGUUACCCUCAACUGCCAAGCCUCCGGUUCCCCGGAUCCCAGCAUCACCUGGUAUAAGAACGGGGUCCCAGUGACCGGUAUUAGGGAUCAGGAACCGCAUCGGGUCCUGCUUCCGUCUGGGUCCCUCUUCUUCCUCCGGGUCCGCAAAGAGCAGGACGCCGGCGUCUACCAUUGCGAAGCACGGAAUUCCGCCGGAUCGGCUCGCAGCCACGAUGCCACACUUUCCGUCGCAGGUAUAUUCUUCGUGGAAUUAACAAAAUUUAUGCCUUGA
Molecule: messenger RNA, 330 nt
Organism: Darwinula stevensoni
Lineage: Eukaryota; Metazoa; Arthropoda; Ostracoda; Podocopida; Darwinulidae
Source: the annotation of a GenBank genome assembly